AUGGUAGAAAAUCAUAGCCGGGGUGCUGAGCCUGGGGGUGCGGAGCCUGAGGGUGCGGAGCUUGAGGGUGUAGAGCCUGGAGGUGCUGAGCCUGAGCGUGAGGAGCCUGGGGGUGCUGAGCCUGGGGGUGCGGAGCCUGGAGGUGCUGAGCCUGGGGGUGCUGAGCUUGGGGGUGCUGAGCCUGGGGGUGCUGAGUCUGGGGGUGCUGCGCCUGGGGGUACUGAGGCGGCUGGUGAGAAGUCCCCUUGGAGCGGCCGCCUACGUAGUCGCUCCGCUGGUGCCUCGCCGCAGCACUCUCGUCGGCGUGUACCUAUCUCCACACAGCAGCUGCGUGAGUGGUACGUUAGCCGUCAGGGUCGCGCUGCUGGGGCUGGGGCCCCUGCUACGGGAGGCGCUGGCGUUGGCGGCCCUGGAGCUGGUGACUCUGCUACUGGAGGCGCUUCUACUGACGUCACUGGAGCUGAGGGCGCCGAGUCUGAGCGUGCAGAGCCUGGCGGUACUUUGUCUACUGGAGUUACUGGAGCCGCUGGUCCCGGAGGUGCUCGUACUGGAGGUACUGGAGCUGCUGGGGCUGGAGGUACUGCUGGACCUGGAGGUGCUGCUGUCGACCCUGGGGUUGAAGAACCUGGAGCUGGAGGUGCCGGUUCUGGGGGUGCUGCUGCUGGAGGCACUGGAGCUGGAGGCCCUGGAGCUGGUGAUGUCGCACUUGGAGGUGGAGACCAAGGAGCUGGAGGUGCCGGUUCUGGGGGUGCUGCUGCUGGAGGCACUGGAGCUGGAGACCCUGGGGCUGGAGGUGCCGGUUCUGGGGGUGCUGCUGCUGGUGGCGCUGGUACUGGAGGUGCUGGCGCUAGAGGUUCUGGAGCUGCUGGAGGUGCUGGCGCUGGAGGCGCUGGAGCUGGAGGUUCUGGAGCUGCUGGAGGUGCUGGAGCGACUUGUGCUGGUGGCACGACACAGCCGCGACUGUUUUUCAAAGGGUGA
Closterium sp. Yama58-4 is the source of this 978-nucleotide messenger RNA. The record is from the annotation of a GenBank genome assembly. NCBI's taxonomy places the organism in Eukaryota, Viridiplantae, Streptophyta, Zygnematophyceae, Desmidiales, Closteriaceae.